Molecule: messenger RNA, 2359 nt
Organism: Sphaerulina musiva SO2202
Lineage: Eukaryota; Fungi; Ascomycota; Dothideomycetes; Mycosphaerellales; Mycosphaerellaceae
Product: LexA/Signal peptidase
Exons: 1
Coding region: 188-838 (216 amino acids)
Biological process (GO): mitochondrial respiratory chain complex assembly
Cellular component (GO): membrane; mitochondrial inner membrane peptidase complex
Molecular function (GO): serine-type endopeptidase activity
Source: RefSeq, a predicted model, not a curated record
CCAAACACUACUAGUAUGGUGACAUGGACAAGCUCCAACUCGCGCCUCUGCUACUCAUUCCCCUUAUAGCCUACCUGCUCUACCGCCGAGUGCAAGCCAGAAGUGCAACAUGGACCGCCAAUCAUCUCAAGGAAUGACACAGAGCUAGACACACGGAUAUUGCAGUACCUUGGACACAGAUACCAUCAUGGCCGCCUCCUCCUCAUUCUCCUGGCGCCGCAAACUUCAAUCCAUCUUCCUCCCUAUGCAACUCAUCAUCUGCGGCUCCAUCUUCGUCAAUGACAACUCGCUCGAAAUCCUCGCCAUCUCCGGCGCCUCUAUGCAACCCACCCUCUCGCCCAACUACCGCGUAGACGGCACGCGCGAUUACGUCUACUUCAACAAGUGGAAACCACUCCGCCACCUCCAACGCGGAGAUGUCGUCUUCUUCAACGCCCCGCAUAAACCCGACACGCUGAGUGUGAAACGCGUCGUGGCCCUAGCAGGAGACACGGUGUUACUCGACACGAAGCGGAGGCCGGACGAUGUAUUGAAUGGGGCGGUAAAUGAGGCGGCGAGGAAGUGGGAUGUGGUGUUCCAGCGGGCAAACGGGAGGGUGGUGGUUCCUGAGGGACAUGUCUGGGUGGAAGGGGAUAAUUGGCGCAGUUCGAAUGAUAGUAAUGCCUAUGGCCCCAUUUCUCGCAGUUUGAUUCUGGGCACCGCCACGUGUUUAGUGUGGCCGUUGGGGGAAUUUGGGAAGCGGCCAUGGGAGACGUGGACUGGAAGGAGGACAAAGGUUGUUGCUGCGAAGGAUGGGAUGAACAUGGACACUGAGGGGGAGUGGUGGCAGUCGCAUUGACAUGUGUGUGCCAGCAGCUUAAGACUUAAUGGAAAUGCUAUGCUUCCAUUCAGCUAUAACGUGCAGAAAAAGGCCAGAAGGGCAGGACUUGGAGAAGCAUACAAGACUUGCAUGUAUGGUUUGUUCACAUUACUGGCAUCACGAUGCAUAGACGUCGCACGAAACCACCUUCUUCGCGAACUGCACUCAUAUCCGAUUCUCUGUCCUUUGGCGUAUUCCCCGUCACUCUCGGACUACCUCGCUCGCCUUCGAAGAACCAUUCCAGGGUUGCUUAGGUUCCAUCUCUCGCGUUGGUUGCUCGGCAUCUGAGCGGUAGUCGGAGCAUAAGUCCACGCUGGUCCCCCUUGGACUGCACCUGCAGCUAUGCUCUUCUCUCUUGCCGCGAUCCAUCGCAUACUACUCCGUUAGUGCCGGGGAUGCGACCGAAACCUGCACCUAUCCGUCCACUUGCAUGAGCUCCUCCUGGUCCGUCUCCGACACAGCGGCUGUAGGUUCGACUGCCGCUUUCGAACGCGCCAAUAGCUCGGCAUUCAUCGCGUCCUUCACUUCCUCCUCACCCUCCAUGUGGAGUUCUUUUUUCAGCGGACUCGAUCUCGGCGGCUGCCACUUCCUCUCCGGCCGUGAUAACGGCUUUCCAUCCCACGGCUCAUCACGAGGUACAGCCGCUUGAAUAGCCAUCCUCGCCCGACCAAACCGCUCAUACACAGCCACCGUAGGCUCUCCGCGUCUCAAGGCAUCUUGUCGUGCGUGAGAACGUUCCUUGAACAACGUUUUCAUGACGUCUCCCUUCAAGCAUAUGUCGCACAUCUCUUUGGAAUUGAUGGCGAUAUCAUCGUACGAGCUCCCCUGGCAUUGACCCGUCUUGUUGCGGCAGCUGCUGAGUCUAUGUCGGGACAUGCAGCCGCAUCUGUAGGUCCGGGUCUGUGAUUUGCACAUGUCUUUGUGAGGUUCGCCUUGGUGGUUGCGAAGCUUCUCCGUUCUUGUUUGCUGAUUGAAUUGCAGAUGGGAGUCGAGUGGAGUAGCGUGGUUAAUGUCACGAUGAAAGAGAGCGUUGCAGACAACAAGUUUGGGGGGAUAGGAAGAAUAUAUGGAAAGAGGCAGUCACGAAGCUGGACCGAACCGGCUUUCCCAAUUUCUCUCUACCUCGAAAAGAUUUCCUCACCAAAACUUAUUAUUGUGUGCGUGCUACACUCGGACCCAAUACGGCGAAGAUGCAUCCUUUCCUGCUCACAAUCUCGGUAGCUAGGUAGACUUGAUCGAUGAAGAUCAAGAUUUCCUAUUCGGGAUGCCACAACGGCGGCGCACUUUCCCACCAUCUUCACUAUACGCAUACGUUGCAAUUGAAGAGUGGCGGCGCAUCGGUAGCGGUGUAGGCUUCUGCGCCUGACAACAAGAAUGAAGACCUCUCUUCCCAUGGUAACAACAGUUUUUACGGCAGCAGCAGUCCGAAUGCUACCUAUAUUCGGCUUGCGCCAACGGCUCCUGUCAUGAAAUGCUAAAGUCGUUCCUGCUAACCUUCCC